This is a messenger RNA of Lemur catta (Ring-tailed lemur), 1613 nucleotides long. RefSeq names its product pyrroline-5-carboxylate reductase 2 (gene PYCR2). The record is from RefSeq and is a predicted model, not a curated record. Lineage: Eukaryota; Metazoa; Chordata; Mammalia; Primates; Lemuridae. The transcript is spliced from 7 exons. Bases 111 to 1073 code for a protein of 320 amino acids. Gene Ontology annotation, molecular function: pyrroline-5-carboxylate reductase activity. Gene Ontology annotation, biological process: L-proline biosynthetic process.
CCCCGGCGCGCCGUGGGCGGAGCCCAGCACAGCCCGCCGCCGGCCGGUGGGGUCUCCGGGCCCGCGCUGAGCGGGUUCCCGCGGCUGCCGGGGGACGCGAGGCGGGGACCAUGAGCGUGGGCUUCAUCGGCGCCGGCCAGCUGGCCUGCGCGCUGGCGCGGGGCUUCACGGCCGCAGGCAUCCUGUCGGCUCACAGGAUCAUGGCCAGCUCCCCGGAAAUGGACCUGCCCACGGUGUCCGUGCUCAGGAAGAUGGGUGUGAACCUGACGAGAAGCAACAAGGAGACAGUGAGGCACAGUGACGUCCUGUUCCUGGCCGUCAAGCCGCACAUCAUCCCCUUCAUUCUGGAUGAGAUUGGCGCCGACGUGCAAGCCAGGCACAUCGUGGUCUCCUGUGCGGCCGGCGUCACCAUCAGCUCUGUGGAGAAGAAGCUGAUGGCAUUCCAGCCGGCCCCCAAAGUGAUCCGCUGCAUGACCAACACGCCUGUGGUGGUGCGGGAGGGCGCCACGGUGUACGCCACGGGCACGCACGCCCUGGUGGAGGACGGGCAGCUGCUGGAGCAGCUCAUGCGCAGCGUGGGCUUCUGCACCGAGGUGGAGGAGGAUCUGAUUGACGCCGUCACCGGGCUCAGCGGCAGCGGCCCCGCCUACGCGUUCAUGGCCCUGGACGCGCUGGCUGACGGCGGGGUAAAGAUGGGCCUGCCGCGGCGCCUGGCAGUCCGACUGGGGGCCCAGGCCUUGCUGGGAGCUGCCAAGAUGCUGCUGGACUCGGAGCAGCAUCCGGGCCAGCUCAAGGACAAUGUCUGCUCCCCGGGGGGAGCCACCAUCCACGCCCUGCACUUUCUCGAGAGUGGGGGCUUCCGCUCUCUGCUCAUCGAUGCGGUUGAGGCCUCCUGUAUCCGAACACGAGAGCUGCAGUCCAUGGCGGACCAAGAGAAGAUCUCCCCGGCUGCCCUUAAGAAGACUCUCCUGGACAGAGUGAAGCUGGAAUCCCCCACAGUUUCCACGCUGGCCCCCUUCAGCCCAGGGAAGCUCCUCACAAGAAGCCCAGCCCCGGGAGGCAAGAAGGAGUGAGGCAGCCUUACCCUCCUCUCUGUGAGCCAGAGCCCUCGAUCGGGGGCCCCGUCACCCCUCCCCAGCCAGCUGUGCAAGGAGAGGGCAGGCUCCAGGAGUUUUCAGAUCCUUGUGAUAAAACCUCCUUGAGUCUGGUCAGACCAAGCAGCACUAGUUUCCUCUCCUGUCCCACGCUGGAUGUUUUGUGAGGCUUGUCACGUGUUCUGAAGGUCACUGCUGGAAGCCAGACAGGGCCCUGCACACCUCCCCAGCUGGGGGUGGGGGGUGGGGAAGGCCCGGGGAAGACCUCCAGUUGGGCUCCUCCACCUAGAGCCCACAGCAGGCCUGGCUGGAUGCCAAGGCAAGGAGGCGAGAGAGAAAACACGAACAGGGCUUUUCUCUGAACUGGUAAACGGAAAGGAAGGGAGCAACCUCAUCAUCACAGGCAAAGGUGUACAGAAUCAGACUACGCUUGUGUUUAACCCCUGCUUCAUCGGUGUGCCAUUUAGAGCGUGGUGUUCAUUGCUAAGUCUAGCUGCUUUAAUAAAGGUUAUUUUUUAA